Messenger RNA from Coccinella septempunctata (seven-spotted ladybird), 306 nucleotides. RefSeq lists its product as uncharacterized. Bases 1 to 306 code for a protein of 101 amino acids. The transcript has a single exon. The record is from RefSeq and is a predicted model, not a curated record. Lineage: Eukaryota; Metazoa; Arthropoda; Insecta; Coleoptera; Coccinellidae.
AUGACCUACACCGCCGAGACGAGACCACAAACAAGCAGAACUCAAAGAUGUCUGGAAACAAGCGAGAUGAAAACACUGAGAAAAAUUGCAGGAAAAACAUUGUGGGAUAGAGAAACAAAUGAAAGCAUAAGACGCAUAUGCGAGGUUGACAAUGUUAACACUUGGGUGAAGAACAGAAAACGGGAAUGGAACCAACACAUAAACAGGAUGACGGAACAGCGGAUAGUAAAGAUAGCCCGAGAUAAGUCGCCGGGAGGUCGAAGAAGUGUAGGACGCCCGCGAAAACGAUGGAACGACGACUUAUGA